CAGACGAUCUCCAAGAAAAGCCAAGUUGGACCCGUCAAAACUCCAAUCAUUUCAAAAUGCUGGAGAAGGAGAACUCUGUUAUUGCUUUGAGCCUUGAAGAUUGAGCCUGCAAGAGUCGUAUACAAUUUCAAGACCCUUUUCUUGUUAUCUGGUUUUCUCUCUCUUUUGAUAAAGCAAUCAAACCAAAGCAAACUUGAUGAUUUCGCCUAGUUCUAGAGACCACACAACUAUAAACCUGUUUAAUUAAUACCUUUCUCUUUUUUCCUGUCUCCUCUGCUAUUUAUAUAAACCCCUGCAGUCCUGCAGGCAGUCCCAGUCUGCUCUGUUUAUGUUCAUUCUCAUUGUCUCUUCUUAAUCAUUGGAAACAGCUUGUUUGUUUCUCUUCAUCAAAUCCAUCACAUCCCAGUCUCAUCUACUGAUCAUCAAGACUCUUAAUGGAGACAGUUGAAUUCAAGGUGGAGAUGGUUGGCAUACAUGAGAAAAGGCUCAGGAAAUGCCUCUCCAAGCUGAAAGGAAUAGAGAAGGUGGAGGUGGAUGCAAACAGCCAGAAAGUGGCGGUGACAGGGUAUGCACACAGAAACAAGAUUCUUAAGGCCAUUAGAAGAGGAGGCCUCAAAGCUGACUUCUGGUCUGCCCAAAAUGAGCUCCUCAAUGCUUAUGCUAGUGCCAGUUAUGGAAGCCUCAGAUUCAGCAACUUCAACUUCUUCUAGGACGCCUUUUUCUCUUUGGGUUUUUUUUUUCCCCCUUGUGAGGAGAUAUAUACCUUGAUUGUGUUUUGUGUUUCCAUAGUUAUUUUUUCUUUGUAUUCUCUUUUCUUGCCUUUUUUUUGUCUUUUACAAAACAGAAUGUCAUUUGUUCAAUGAUGAUCAUACAUUAGUGAUAGAGUGAAAUUGAAGAGUCCCCAAAUUUUGUAGCUUUGAA
Messenger RNA from Tripterygium wilfordii, 921 nucleotides. Its product is annotated as heavy metal-associated isoprenylated plant protein 28-like. The transcript has 3 exons. Lineage: Eukaryota; Viridiplantae; Streptophyta; Magnoliopsida; Celastrales; Celastraceae. Bases 435 to 710 code for a protein of 91 amino acids. Gene Ontology annotation, molecular function: metal ion binding. The record is from RefSeq and is a predicted model, not a curated record.